Molecule: messenger RNA, 2654 nt
Organism: Aphis gossypii (cotton aphid)
Lineage: Eukaryota; Metazoa; Arthropoda; Insecta; Hemiptera; Aphididae
Product: titin-like
Exons: 2
Coding region: 53-2470 (805 amino acids)
Source: RefSeq, a predicted model, not a curated record
GCUAGUGAAACGGAAGAACGAUCAUCAGUCGAUCAGUUCAAAUCGAAUAAAGAUGAACGUAGUAAUAUUUUUAGUAUGUGGACUAUGCGCCUUCGUUGCUGGCCAACACAUAAUCGAUAAAAGUGGCACUGGAAAAAGAAGUACGUACGAUACCGAUAAUGGCCAACAAGCAGAACUCGAAGAAGGAACACCUGAACAAGAAGAAUAUGACCAAAACGCUUACGGAAAGGGAGUGACACUAGAUCAAGGAACGCUGGAACACGACCAAGGAACGCCCGUACAAGCAGUGGCAAUAGAUCAAGGAACGCAAAACCAAGACGCUUAUGGACAGACAGCGAACUUAAACCAAGUUACAAAUGAUCAAACCAUACACAGUCAAGAAUCGUACGGUUUGCCAAAUGGUAAAGUCCAAGAGGUGCAAGGUGAGAAUCUAUUGGAAGUACCCACAAAAAUCGAAUACCAGACGAUCGAAAAGGAGGUGGUCCAACCAUACCCGGUCGAGGUGGAGAAACGUGUACCAUACCCAGUAAAGGUUGAAGUUCCCGUCGAUCGCCCUUAUCCAUUGCAUGUACCCAAGCCGUAUCCGGUGCAAGUAGAAAAACCGGUCCCAUACGAAGUCAAAGUCAACGUACCACAACCGUACACUGUCUACAAGCACAUCCCUUUUGAAGUCAAGGUACCAAUCGACAAACCAUACGCCGUCCACGUACCCGUUCCGUACGCAGUGCCCGUCCAGAAGUUGGUCCCAUACGAAGUCGUCAAGCACGUACCUUACCCCAUCAGCAUGUUCGUUGACCGACCGUACACCGUGCUUGUGCCAUACGAGAAGCACGUACCAUACACGGUGGAGAGGCCGAUUCCCUACCCAGUCAGCGUGCCUGUCGACAAGCCAUACCAGGUGGUCGUAGAGAAGCGAGUACCGUUUACUGUGAACAAACCUGUCCCGUAUAUCGUGCACAAACCAGUUCCAUACCAGAUUAAGGUUCCACAGAGAAUUGAAGUCCCAGUACCAUACCCGGCUGGUACUCAAACUGAAAAAUCCUUUACGUACAAUUCAUGGAGACCAAUUCACCAACUUUCCGACAACAAACCAAAACACAAUCUCUACCAAAGUGAAAACCAUAGUGGACUUAAAUUGAAUUUAAAAUUCUUUGCAACGAUGGUAGUAAUAUUGUUGCAAAUUACGUGUGUCAUCGGGCUGUGCGCUUUCGUCGUAGGCGGAGCAGAGCUGCAGACCGACAAGACCGAGGAGACCGUUGCGGCGACAACGACAAAUACAACAGUGCCAGCAGUGACAAUAAACGACAACGGAAAAGAACAUGGCAAAAGAGGCGUAUUUGACACUGGUUACGGUUACGCUGCAACUAGUUACAGUAAUGUAGUAAACGGUCAACACUUCCAGCACGGACAUGAGCAGAAAGUGAUUCUCUCCAAGACGAUCAUCCGGGAGGUGGCCCAACCUUACCCGGUCGAGGUCGAGAAACGGGUACCAUACCCGGUAAAGGUCGAAGUGCCCGUUGACCGCCCUUACCCAGUGCACGUUCCUAAGCCAUAUCCGGUGCACGUCGACAAGCCUGUCCCGUACGAAGUUAAAGUCAACGUGCCGCAACCAUACACAGUCUAUAAGCAUGUCCCAUAUGAAGUUAAGAUACCCGUCGACAAGCCAUAUACAGUGCACAUACCACAACCGUACACGGUUUACGUCGAGAAGCGAGUACCUUAUGAAGUCGUCAAGCACGUCCCAUAUCCCGUCAAGGUGUUCGUCGAUAAACCGUAUACCGUGAAAGUGCCAGUCGACAAACACGUCCCUUACACAGUUGAAAAGCCCGUACCCUAUCCGGUUAAAGUACCAGUAGACCGUCCAUACCAGGUAACCGUCGAGAAGCACGUGCCGUAUACCGUCGACAAACCGGUGCCUUAUCCAGUCGAAAAACAUGUGCCGUAUCCAGUCAAAGUUCCAGUAAAAGUCCAUGUCCCGGUACCUUACGAAGUAAAAAGCCACGAACAAAAAUUCUUUGAUCAAACUCAACGUAAAGAAGAAGUAGAACAACAGCAACAGCAGUACGAGUCUGAAGAUCAACAGCAACAACAACAAUAUGAACCCGAAGAGCAAUCUCAACCUCAACAAUUCAAGCCGGAAGUGCAAUCACAACCACAACAAUACGUACCCGAAGAACAAUCUCAACCAGAAGUACAAACACAAACACAACAAUAUGAACAUGAAGUACAAUCUCAACAACAACAAUAUGAGCAAGAAGUACAAUCACAACAACAACAAGAAUACGAAAACGAGGAAAAGUUGCAACCACAACUGCAGUACGUACAUGCAAUAAAAUCACAGCAACAACGACAAUACGAAUACGAAAAACAGUCACAAAAACAAGAUGAUCGCGAUGAACAAGCACAACAACCUGACGAACACUCGGAACAAACGCAGCAAGGUGAACCAGAGAACAUCGAUUAUCAAUAGAAAUUUUAUUAAUUUUUUGUUACUAGUCACAAAUUAUAACCACAUUAUAAUUUUGUGGUUAGGUUAGGUUUUGUGUUAUGAUUACCGAAACUUAAAGUAUUCGACCAUAUACUUACAUCGGUUGAUAACGAACAUUAUGUACAUAACUAUGUAAUGAAAUCAAAUAAAGACUUAUUUUAUACUA